Messenger RNA from Parnassius apollo (apollo), 2544 nucleotides. The record is from the annotation of a GenBank genome assembly. NCBI's taxonomy places the organism in Eukaryota, Metazoa, Arthropoda, Insecta, Lepidoptera, Papilionidae.
AUGCCGCCAUAUAAAACGGGUUUAUUAAAAAGAAAACUUUCUGAUGAAUCUAAAGAAAUAGAAGAUAAUAACAGCAAGUCCGACGAGGAUGUAGGCUUAAUCCGCGGUGAACUGGAUGCUGAGAACGACUCUACAGACUCGGAGCAUGAUGAUGAUGAUAAUGCAGCCUCUGAUACUGAACGAGAUGAAAUUCUCUUCCAUGAUAAUGCAGAUUCAUUAUUGAGUGAUGAAGCCAAUGAGUCCCUUGCAGAAUCAUCAGACCUUACUGAUUCUGAGGGAGAUGAUGAAUCAGAGGAUGCUGAAAGCAGUGAUGAUGAGGAUGGAGACAGUAAUAGUGAUGAAGAUAAACCAGAGAAAGUAAAAGAAACAAAACCUACCACAAAAGCAGAAAGUGAAGAUAGUGGUGCAGAGUCAGGAACUGGUCCCACCCUUUCUGGGUCUAGUGAUGGGUCUAAGAAAAAGAAAGAGAGGAAAGUGAUAAAAAAGAAAGAGUUCAAACAAAAACCAACAAAAACAAAAGCUGUCCAAAAAUCAAAUGAUAGUAUUGAUGCUUUAGCAAAUAAAAUCAAAGAGACUAAUGUUACGAUACAACCAGUACAAGAGAAAGACGAGUACGAGUCGGGCGACACUUCUGACGAGGAAGAGCGCGUGAACACGGCUGGCGCUGUGCCUUCCUGGUGGUACGAUGAAUACGAGCACGUGGGCUACGACGUAGAAGGUCGUCGCAUUGCACGACCGCCCAGGCGAGAUCGCAUAGAUGAGUUCCUCAGGAAAUGUGAGGAUCCAGAAUUCUGGCGCACAGUACGGGAUCCAGGCACAGGGCAGGAUAUCAUACUUUCCAAACAAGACCUUGAACUUAUUGCAAGGAUACGAGAAGGACGCGUUCCCAACCCUGAGCAUGAUGAGUAUCAGCCCUGGGUAGAGUGGUUUAGUCGUGAGGUCUUAGCGACUCCGCUGCGCGCGUUUCCUGAACACAAGCGCUCUUUUCUACCGUCGCGUGAGGAGCAGCGCCACGUGUCACGCAUAGUACAUGCGCUGAAAAUGGGAUGGAUGAAGACAAGAAAGCAGAUCGCUGAGGAGAGGAAGAAGAAUAAGGAGCACAAGUUCUACGACCUGUGGGGCUCGAGUGCGGGUGUGGGGGAGGGGGAGGGAACGCGCGGGGUGCAGCGGCACGUGCCCGCGCCGCGCCGCGCGCCGCCCGGACACGCCGAGAGCUACAACCCGCCGCCCGAGUACCUGCUGGACGCCAAGGAGAUGAAGGAGUGGAAUAAGCUGCAGCAGACACCGUGGAAGCGCAAGUACACGUUCCUGCCGCAGCGGCACGGCGCGCUGCGCGAGGUGGCGGCCUAUGAGCGCUUCACGCGCGAGCGCUUCCUGCGCUGCCUCGACCUCUACCUGGCGCCGCGCGCCAUCAAGAUGCGGUUAACGAUCAGCCCAGAGGAUUUGGUGCCAAAGCUGCCGUCUCCUCGUGAUCUACAACCCUUCCCUACGACUGAAGUGCUGAAGUUCACGGGACACACCGAUCUGGUGCGCUCCAUAGACUUCGAUCCAUCUGGCCAGUAUGUCGUCUCCGGCAGCGACGACGGCACCGUCAAGAUUUGGGAGACGAGCAGCGGGCGGUGUCUGCGUACGCUGGCGCUGGGCUGCGCCGUGUCGCGCGUGGCCUGGACGCCGGCCGCCGGGCUCAGUCUGCUGGCGGCGGCGGCCGGCACGCGCCUGCUGCUGCUCAACCCGGGUGCGGGGGUUGGCGCGCACCGCGUGGCCCAGCGCACGGACGACCUGCUCGCGGACCCGCCGCCCGCGCGUGACGUCGUCAUGGACGAGCGCACGGCGGCGUGCGUGCAGUGGGAGGCGGCGGACGCGGCGCAGUGGGCUCGCGGCGUGCGUGUCGUCGUCACGCACUUCAAACCACUUUUGCACCUGUCGUGGCACGCGCGCGGGGACUACCUGGCAGCCACGGUGGAGGACGGCGGCGCGCGCGGCGUGCUGGUGCACCAGCUGUCGCGGCGCCGCAGCCAGCUGCCGUUCCGCCGCGCGCCCGGCCGCCUGCAGUGCGCCGUGUUCCACCCGCACCGCCCGCUGCUGUUCGUGGCCACGCAGCGCGUGGUGCGCGUGUACGACCUGGUGAAGCAGGAGCUGGUGCGCAAGCUGCUGGCGGGCGCGCAGUGGAUCAGCUCGCUGGCGCUACACCCCGCCGGGGACAACCUGCUCGUCGCCUCCUACGACCGCAAGUGCAUGUGGUUCGACCUGGAGCUGUCGUCGAAGCCGUACCAGACGCUGCGCCUGCACGGUGGCGCCGUGCGCGCCGUCGCCUUCCACCCGCGCUACCCACUGUUCGCGUCCGCCGGCGACGAUCGGUACAUCGUCGUCUCGCACGGCAUGGUCUACAACGACCUGCUGCAGAACCCGCUGCUGGUGCCGCUGAAGCAGCUCCGAGCUCCGGAGCCGCGCGGCGAGCUGUGCGUGCUGGACGUGCGCUUCCACCCCGCGCAGCCCUGGCUGCUGGCAGCCGCCGCCGACCACUCGCUGCGCCUGUACGCCUAG